AUGAUAAGAGCACUUGUGGACAGAAAGGAUUCUUGAAAGUCUUGGUCUUUGCUUACACUUUUUGGUAGGUGAAAGUCUUGGUCUUCUUGGACUUUAUAGUUCUCUCUCCAUUAGAUCAUCAUCACUCGGCUUCACCAUUAGUCCCCCUGCUUAAAUAGUAUUCUCCUCCUGCUCGUCUAAACCUAGCGCUCGUGCUUGUUGGAUUGCUGUCAUUGAGCUAAUCCCAUUCAUCGAUCUGCUCCAGGAAGUCUGCUCGAAACAGUGACCCAUUCACCCAUGGCCGUUGGAGAGAUUGUUUUGGGUUCCUUCUUGGGUUCCUUCUUUCAGGUUCUAUUCGACAAGUUGUCUUCUCUCACAUUGGGCUAUGCGCAACAAGAAGGAUUCAACACUACCUUGCUUGAGGAGUGGAAGGGAAUGUUGUUGACAAUCAAUGCAGUGCUGGUUGACGCAGAGGACAAGCAACCCAGUAACAACCCUCUAGUGAAGCUAUGGUUGGACGAUGUUAGGGACUUGACUUAUGACAUGGAAGACUUGCUUGAUGAGUUGGUGAUCAAAAUCACCUAGGUUGAGUCAGAGGCAAAAUCUAGCACAAGCAAAGGUCUAGAGAAAUGGAAGUCCUCUUUCUUUGGCCAAGAUAGAUCCUCCAGAUUGAAUCCAAACUUGCACUUGCUUGUGUCAGAAACCAAGGUACAAGAGGUCAAUGGCAGGUUGAAAGCAAUUGUCACCAGGAAGGCUCAUCUAAGCUUGAGAGAGAAUGUUGUAGACAAAUCCAACUAUACCAACAAAAGGGAUCCCACCACUUCUUUGUCGGAGCCUCAGUUUUUCGGUAGGGAGAAGGAAGAAGCACAGAUAGUCAAACUAUUGAUAAGUGAGGUAGAAAAUUCCAAUGCCAUGCUAAGCAUAGUCCCCAUAGUUGGGAUGGGCGGUGUUGGAAAGACAGCCUUGGCUCAACGAGUAUAUAAUGAUGCCAAAGUGAAUGGCUGUUUUGAGAAGAGAGCAUGGGUUUGUGUCUCAGAUGUUUUUAAUGUCCUUGACAUAACAAAGACUACUUUGCGGUCAAUCACGGGGUUGUCCAACGAGGGUGAAGAUCUUAAUGAGCUUCAAGUUAAGUUGAAGGAUAGUCUAUCUGGGAAGAAGUUUCUUGUGGUUUUAGACGAUAUCUGGAAUGAAAAGUAUGAAAAAUGGACUGCCCUCUUAAAGCCAUUUGAAGCGGGAGCUAAGGGAAGCAAGAUCAUCAUCACAACUCGCAACCUUCAUGUUGCCUCUAUAACAAGAGCUUCGCCAUAUCCUUUGAGAGAAUUGUCCUUUGAUGAUUGUGUAAGCUUAUUAGCCUUUCAUGCUCUUGGAGCAACAAAUUUUGAGAGCCACCCGGCUUUUAAAAUAAUAGGGAAGAAGAUAGCUAAAAGAUGUAAAGGUUUACCUUUGGCAGCAAAGAUGGUGGGUGGUGUCCUACGUACAAAAAGUAAUCCUGAUGAAUGGGAAGAUACCUUAAAGAACAAAAUAUGGGAUAUUCCGAUGGUAGAGAAUGAUGAGGUUCUCCCAGUUUUAAAAUUGAGUUAUGUCCAUCUUCCUUCCUAUUUGAAGAGAUGUUUUGCGUAUUGUGCGGUAUUUCCCAAGGAUUACGAAAUUGAGAGGGAUGAGUUGGUACACUUAUGGAUAGCAGGGGGAUUUUUAGAUGGGCAAAAAGCAAAUGAGAAUAUCUUGAAAUUGGGACGGAAGCACUUUGAUGAGUUAGUAUCCAGGUCAUUUCUUCAACAAUCGAGUAUCGACGCAUCUAAGUUUUCAAUGCAUGAUCUUUUGAAUGAUCUAGCAAAGUCAAUUUUGGGUGGGACUUGCUUUAGCUCGGGGGGGUCUCAGGUGGCAAGUAAUGAACAUGAUGUAUCAUCUCUUGAAAAAACUCGCUAUGCAUCAUUCAUCCCAUCAUGGUAUGUUACAUCAAAAUGCUUGAAACCAUAUCAAGGAAUGAAGGCACUAAGAAGUUUAAUUCUAGUGCGUGAUGGAACUAGUGUGGGCUCUUUCUCUAUUUCCAACAAGGUGCUACAUGACUUGCUAACAAACUUGAAGUACUUGAGAGUAUUCUCGUUAUGUCGUUGUCAGAUCAUAGAGGUACCGAAUUGUGUUGGUGAUUUAAAACACCUUCGAUAUCUCAAUUUCUCGUACACUAAUAUCGAGAGGCUACCUGAGUCAAUCGACACCUUGUGCAAAUUACAAGCUCUGAUUUUAAGAGGUUGUCAAAUGCUUUCACAGUUGCCUCAAUGUAUCACAAAGUUAGUUAGCUUACAAUUUCUUGAUAUUAGAGAUACAUGGAGUCUAAAAGAGAUACCAUUGGGUAUCGGUAAUUUAAAGAAUCUUAUUAUCUUGUCCAAGUUUGUGGUAGGACUAGAGAAAGGGUCGCAGUUGAAAGAGUUAAAGAACUUGCCACAUCUUGAAGGAGAAUUAUUCAUAUCAGAAUUGCAAAAGGUGGAAAAAGUUAUAGAUGCAGUUGAUGCUAAUUUGCUUCGAAAGCUAGGCCUUACCAACUUAUCCUUGCAUUGGGGUGAACAUUUGGGGGAUCUCCAUAAUCAUGAGCGCGAAGCAUAGGUGCUUGACUCUUUGUGACCUCACACUAAUCUUGAAAAUCUCGCUAUUUUGAACUAUCGUGGUGCAAUAUUCCCAUCAUGGUUAGAUUGUACAUCCUAUUCUAAAAUAGUGUCUUUAUGCUUGUGGGACUGUCCUAAUGUUAUGUCACUGUCUAUGAUUGGACAACUACCUUCACUUAAGGAAUUAUCUCUUAAAGGUCUACAUGCAAUAAGAAUGAUAGGCUUUGAAUUUUACGGAGGUAAAAGGCCUUUUCCAUCCUUAACCACUUUGAAGUUCGACGAGAUGUUGGCAUGGAAGGAUUGGUCUCCUUAUGCUGGGCGCUCAAAAGAAGAAGUCUCAUUCUCUUGUCUUAAGCAUCUUGUUGUUCGGGGCUGUCCUUCGUUGGUCGG
Molecule: messenger RNA, 2969 nt
Organism: Eucalyptus grandis
Lineage: Eukaryota; Viridiplantae; Streptophyta; Magnoliopsida; Myrtales; Myrtaceae
Product: putative disease resistance protein At3g14460
Exons: 2
Coding region: 892-2580 (562 amino acids)
Biological process (GO): defense response to other organism
Molecular function (GO): ADP binding
Source: RefSeq, a predicted model, not a curated record